Molecule: messenger RNA, 3765 nt
Organism: Hyalella azteca
Lineage: Eukaryota; Metazoa; Arthropoda; Malacostraca; Amphipoda; Hyalellidae
Gene: NTPase
Exons: 12
Coding region: 232-2700 (822 amino acids)
Biological process (GO): nucleoside diphosphate catabolic process
Cellular component (GO): membrane
Molecular function (GO): UDP phosphatase activity; GDP phosphatase activity
Source: RefSeq, a predicted model, not a curated record
AGGCCACAGCCUAAUGUGAUUUUGUUGGAUGCUCACUAGAUUAUGGAUUAGAAUUGAUCAGGUCCAUCCACUAUGAGCCUUAUGUUCUUUCUACUACCUUCCUUUGUGGCAGUAUUUUGAUUACAAAUUUUAUUUUCUUCUUCAAUUUUAUAUGAACAAUAUUGUAUUUCCAUCAUUAACCUGUAAUAUUUUAUUAUUUUCUAUUUAAACACUCUCAUUCUAUUUUAUGUUAUGGAAGGUGUCCGACCAAGAAAAAGUCAAGAGCUGACCAGCAUGGGAGCUGCAAAUGGAAGCAAAAAAUACAGGUCAUCUCCCAUGGUGCCACCCCCAUACCGACUGCUUGUCAUGGCACUCUAUGUGGCUGCUGGUUCCCUUACUCUUGUCAUUGUUGCAGUGAGUCUGAACAACGUGUGGCCGUUCAAAAGCUCGAGUCACGGCGCAGGCGUGCUGGACCGCCUCUCUGUCAUGCUGGGCGUCCAGGAGGAGGUUCAUGCUGUCAUCAUCGAUGCUGGCUCCACUGGCUCCAGGGUGCUGGCCUUCACUUUCUUCCGUUCCAUAGCAGACAAUUCUCUGAAGCUGGAAGAUCAGUUGUGGCAUGAAGUGAAGCCUGGUCUCUCCAGCUAUGCUGACGACCCCGUCAAGGGCGCAGCGUCGCUGGUGCCGCUGCUGGAGCUCGCGUACUCGCGGGUGCCGGCGCUGGCGCGGCCCCACACGCCGCUCGUGCUCAAGGCGACUGCCGGCCUGCGCCUCCUGCCCGACCACCAGGCUCAGGCCCUGCUGCACGAGGUGAACAAGCUGCUGCAGUCCUCAGAGUUCCUGACGACAGAGAACUCAGUUGGGAUCAUGGAUGGCAGGGACGAGGGCAUCUUUUCUUGGUUCACUGUCAAUUAUCUGCUGGACCGUGUAGGCAGCGCACCGCGGGAGACGCUCGUGGCGCUAGACCUGGGCGGCGGGUCUACGCAGAUCACCUUCGUGCCUGCAGACCAGCUCACCAUCACCAGGGCCGAGCCUCACCAACUCUCCUCCAUAUCUCUCAUGAACCAGAACCUCGACCUCUUCACCCACAGCUACCUGGGGCUCGGCCUGAUGGCGGCGAGGAAGGACGUGCUCCUCCACGACCUCCCCAACUACGUGCCGGGGAGCGACGAGCUCAUCCGCUCCCCCUGCAUCAACCCUACGGUCACGACGACGUGGGACUACGGCGGCCACACCUACCACGUCACGUCAGUCUUAUGCACCACACUACCACGUCACGUCAGUCUUAUGCACCACACUACCACGUCACGUCAGUCUUAUGCACCACACUACCACGUCACGUCAGUCUUAUGCACCACACUACCACGUCACGUCAGUCUUAUGCACCACACUACCACGUCACGUCAGUCUUAUGCACCACACUACCACGUCACGUCAGUCUUAUGCACCACACUACCACGUCACGUCAGUCUUAUGCACCACACUACCACGUCACGUCAGUCUUAUGCACCACACUACCACGUCACGUCAGUCUUAUGCACCACACUACCACGUCACGUCAGUCUUAUGCACCACACUACCACGUCACGUCAGUCUUAUGCACCACACUACCACGUCACGUCAGUCUUAUGCACCACACUACCACGUCACGUCAGUCUUAUGCACCACACUACCACGUCACGUCAGUCUUAUGCACCACACUACCACGUCACGUCAGUCUUAUGCACCACACUACCACGUCACGUCAGUCUUAUGCACCACACUACCACGUCACGUCAGUCUUAUGCACCACACUACCACGUCACGUCAGUCUUAUGCACCACACUACCACGUCACGUCAGUCUUAUGCACCACACUACCACGUCACGUCAGUCUUAUGCACCACACUACCACGUCACGUCAGUCUUAUGCACCACACUACCACGUCACGUCAGUCUUAUGCACCACACUACCACGUCACGUCAGUCUUAUGCACCACACUACCACGUCACGUCAGUCUUAUGCACCACACUACCACGUCACGUCAGUCUUAUGCACCACACUACCACGUCACGUCAGUCUUAUGCACCACACUACCACGUCACGUCAGUCUUAUGCACCACACUACCACGUCACGUCAGUCUUAUGCACCACACUACCACGUCACGUCAGUCUUAUGCACCACACUACCACGUCACGUCAGUCUUAUGCACCACACUACCACGUCACGUCAGUCUUAUGCACCACACUACCACGUCACGUCAGUCUUAUGCACCACACUACCACGUCACGUCAGUCUUAUGCACCACACUACCACGUCACGUCAGUCUUAUGCACCACACUACCACGUCACGUCAGUCUUAUGCACCACACUACCACGUCACGUCAGUCUUAUGCACCACACUACCACGUCACGUGACUAACGUGCCUGAUGAGCUGCGCGAGAGAGAAGUUAUUGCGUUCAGUUAUUUCUUCGACCGCGCCACGGAGAGAGGCCUUAUUGAUCCGCUGCAUGGCGGCGUCGUCACAGUCAACGAGUUCGCUCAGGCUGCCCGACAAACUUGCGAUAUCCCGAACGCUGAGCAGCCGUUCGCCUGCCUCGACCUGACGUUCAUCGCAGCCUUCCUGCACAACGGAUACCGCCUCAAGCCGGAGUCUCCUGUUAAACUCUACAAGAAGAUCGACGGCUACGAGCUCAGCUGGGGUCUCGGUCUCGCCUUCCACGUCAUCAACAACGGCAUAUGAACUGGACGCUGCCAGAGACGUCUCUGCCAGUGAUUCCGGGCUCUGCCAGAGACAUUUCUGCCAGUGAUACAGGGCGCUGUCAGAGACAUCUCUGCCAGUAAUACAGGGCCCAGUCUGACAUCUCUGCCAGUGAUACAGGGCUCUGUCAGACAUAUAUGCAAGUGAUACUACCUGUCAGUGUUUUGGCAGACUACCCUGCAAGUAAUACUGACAGUGUGCUGGCAGACGUCUCUGCCACUGAAACUUCUUUUUUGAAGCGCUGUAAAAGACAAUAUCUGUAAAUGGCACGUUCUGUCAGAAUCGUUCUGGCACGACCGCUCUGCAAUUGUGACUUCCUGUCAGAGUGCUGUCAAUUGCCUUCACCAGUGAUACUUGCUGUCAGAGAUAACUCCCGUUAGUAUCCGUUGUAUUAGCACUUGUCUUUUUAUCAAUCGAACUCACGCGUCAAAUUUCAUAACCGGAGUUCGAUCAAUAACAGUCCAAUAACUUCGAUAUUAUUUUCUUAUGUCUGAGUUCAUCACUCAUUCUAGAAGUCUAAUUUCUUAGGUAAACCUUUUAUUUACGAAUACAUUAACCAUCGCAGCAUUAUUCGUACUGAAUGUCCAGGUAACGCUAGUUAACCUGAUUAGACCCAAGGUUAAAUUAUUAAAAACCUGAAAAAAUGCAAAUAUGAGCUCUGUUGUGCAGUAUGUUUGCAUAGGAGACCAAGAACAGGUCAUCUCUGUUGCAAAAAAAGAGUGCCGUUCCUGAUAUUCAUUCUACAGAUCCGCUCCGGCAGAAGGUUUUCUUGCCUUGCAAGUAACGCGUUAUCGCGUGGUCUGUUGUGUCUUGUUUAUUUGGUGUCGUUGUUGGGUCUCCUUGACAGUGCCUCACUUCUCAUCGAUCACCGCUAAUUCGCUGCUUUCUAUAUGUUAAUGAUGUAUUAAAAAUGAUAAUUUCAUAAAAUAGAUGAAUUUAAACGUGCAGAAAUGUUCGUCUGAAUAUUAUUGUUAGUCGACAAACCUAACAUUCACUCAUGACGGUGUUAACAAUUGUAUCAUUUAAUUUACCUCUUGUUCAAUUCAA